Messenger RNA from Saccostrea cuccullata (small rock oyster), 831 nucleotides. RefSeq names its product beta-1,3-glucan-binding protein-like. The transcript has 8 exons. The record is from RefSeq and is a predicted model, not a curated record. The coding region runs from base 1 to 831 and encodes 276 amino acids. Gene Ontology annotation, biological process: carbohydrate metabolic process. NCBI's taxonomy places the organism in Eukaryota, Metazoa, Mollusca, Bivalvia, Ostreida, Ostreidae. Gene Ontology annotation, molecular function: hydrolase activity, hydrolyzing O-glycosyl compounds.
AUGAAAACAUUGACUAUCGACCAUCCAGCUUUUGACAAUUCUAGAUUGUACAAUGGACAACUGGAUGUCAAAAGUUUAUGGGGCACCUGCACUAGAUCCUUCAAUUCGGGAUGCCAUAAGUCUGCGUACGGACAAGAGAUUCUUCCGCCAAUUAUGUCUGGUAAAGUUUACACCAACGCGGUCAUUAAGUAUGGACGAAUCAACGUGAGAGCAAGACUUCCCAAAGGCGAUUGGCUCUGGCCAGCUAUUUGGCUGAUGCCACGUGAUAGUGUUUACGGUACUUGGCCUCGUUCUGGAGAAAUUGAUGUCAUGGAGGCAAGAGGGAAUGCUAAAGCUAUGUCACACGGCGUUAACCACGGUAUAACUCAGAUAGCCUCCACACUACACUGGGGACCGGAUCGCGCACAUGACGCCCACCGUACCACUCAUAACGAGAGACAAUCCCAUGGUGGUGACUGGCAUAGUUGGCACACAUAUUCCCUAGAAUGGACAGCUCAGCACAUUAUUUGUCUGGUGGAUAAUCACGAAAUAUUACGAGUCAACACACCUUCUCACGGCUUCUGGAACGCUGGACAUUUUUCGGGCACCAACAUAUGGGGAGAUAAUAAAAAUGCACCAUUUGACCAACCUUUCCGGGUGUUGUUGAACGUUGCGGUCGGUGGCCUGGGUUAUUUUUCUGAUCACUACCAAUAUGACACCCCGAAGCCCUGGCACAAUGACUCUCCUCAUCCAAAGAGAGAUUUCUGGGAGAAAAAGAAUGUGUGGUUACCAACGUGGCAUGGUGAUAAUGUUGCAAUGUUAAUUGAUUACAUCGAAAUGAUUCAGUAUUAA